Molecule: messenger RNA, 1710 nt
Organism: Zerene cesonia (dogface butterfly)
Lineage: Eukaryota; Metazoa; Arthropoda; Insecta; Lepidoptera; Pieridae
Gene: 14-3-3zeta
Product: 14-3-3 protein zeta
Exons: 5
Coding region: 182-925 (247 amino acids)
Biological process (GO): signal transduction
Cellular component (GO): cytoplasm
Source: RefSeq, a predicted model, not a curated record
CGACACGAUAUUGCGGUGCGGUUACCUAUCGUUAUAAAUUUUAGUAAUUAAAAUCUAUCGUUAUAUUAAUGUAUUUACAUAUAAUCUAAAAGUUUGAGUAGGCCGAAACGGUGGUUAAGAAAUUGUUUCUACCGAAACUACACGGGCAUCAGUAAUAUAGUCCUCACACACAUCAUCAACGAUGUCCGUCGACAAGGAGGAACUGGUGCAACGCGCCAAGCUGGCGGAGCAGGCUGAGCGAUACGACGACAUGGCGGCCGCGAUGAAAGAAGUCACCGAAACCGGGGUUGAACUCAGCAAUGAAGAAAGAAACCUCCUUUCUGUUGCCUACAAAAAUGUCGUAGGCGCUCGGCGGUCGUCAUGGCGAGUCAUAUCCUCAAUUGAACAGAAAACCGAGGGAUCGGAAAGAAAACAACAGAUGGCAAAAGAAUAUAGGGUAAAAGUAGAAAAGGAGCUCAGAGAAAUCUGCUAUGAUGUACUGGGUUUACUUGACAAACACCUUAUCCCUAAAGCUAGUAAUCCAGAAAGUAAAGUAUUUUACCUUAAAAUGAAGGGAGAUUACUACAGGUACCUCGCAGAAGUGGCCACAGGUGAAACCAGAAAUUCGGUCGUGGACGACUCGCAGAAGGCCUACCAGGAGGCGUUCGACAUUGCUAAGGCCAAAAUGCAACCGACCCAUCCCAUCAGGCUUGGUCUCGCGCUCAACUUUUCCGUAUUUUAUUACGAGAUUAUCAACUCUCCUGCGCGAGCUUGCCACUUAGCUAAACAGGCUUUCGAUGACGCGAUCGCGGAACUGGACACAUUAAACGAGGACUCGUACAAGGACUCGACCCUCAUCAUGCAGCUGCUGCGAGACAACCUGACGCUGUGGACGUCAGACACGCAGGGCGACGGCGACGAGCCCGCCGAGGGCGGCGACAACUAAGCGCCCCGCCUCAUCCCCAGCACACGCAUUUGUUCUCAUCGGUGUUUUAUAAGAAAACGAGUAACAUUCGAGAACGCCGCGCGGCGCCUGUCGCGAGUCGUCGCUUGUAUAAAAUGUUAAAAAAUGUCGUUCGCAGCGGACCUUUGCGAUCCGUCUCAAAUUAAAUGUUAUGUGUCAUCUUUGACGGUUUUGUAUUUCUGUAUUUACACUGGAUUACAGAUAUCGAGCUGACCUGAUGAAUAUAAAUAUUUAUAACUUAAGUUAUUAAAAUUACGGUUUCUUAAGUUAAAAGUGUUUUCCUUUAAAAUAUAGUGUAAUAACAGCCCGGUCGGCCCCCCAAAUAUAACAUUCCUUUCGCCGCAUGUCCGCAGUGAAAUGGAGAUCAUGAUGAUGAAUGUUUUAAAAUUAUGCAAUUAGUUAUUAUAUUUAAACAUUGUUAAAUUACGCCCAAUAACCCGAUGAAGUUUAGAUUUUCAUAAGUAAUAAAUCGCAACUGUACAUAAUGGCUGUAUUUAAAUUAGGGCACAAAAAACUUGUUAGUGUCUGUUUAUGUGGUUUUUGUGAUGUCCUUGACCAUUAAUAAAUUAACCAAAGGAAUACUUAUUAUUGACAUUAACCAUUUUAUUGUGCCCAUCACCAAUUUAAGCAUUCUGAAAUUUUCAGGCAUUUAUUAGCAAAAUAGAUUUUGUGAUGGACAAAUAUUGUAAACAUUUCUGCUGCAUUUUAUCAGCCAUUAAUCUAUUAUAUUUUUCAUGUUUUCACCAAUAAACUUUUGUAUUAAAUAC